This is a messenger RNA of Fomitiporia mediterranea MF3/22, 1489 nucleotides long. RefSeq lists its product as uncharacterized. The transcript has 4 exons. The record is from RefSeq and is a predicted model, not a curated record. NCBI's taxonomy places the organism in Eukaryota, Fungi, Basidiomycota, Agaricomycetes, Hymenochaetales, Hymenochaetaceae. The coding region runs from base 294 to 1343 and encodes 349 amino acids. Gene Ontology annotation, molecular function: protein binding.
AAGCAUCAACUUGUCGCGUCGAGGAAUUGUUCAUCCUUGCAAUGGCAUGUCGAUUCAUGCAGGGGUUGGUGCAUGCACCGGACUACCUCCAACGCAGUCAUCGCAGUUCCAGCACCUUAUUGUUCAAGGUUUGAAUGGGAAACUACCUAUCUUUGGACCAUACAAGUAUCGCACAGCUUCACAUACCCAGGAGACUGUAACAACACGUGCGCAUGAUGGUGUAGUUAGUGCGUUACUUGUCCUUCUUCCUCUCCUUCUCGUCGUUCGGUUAGCUUUGCGUGCUGUGCGCAAGGAUGGCCGUCGCAUCUGAAUCUUCAGGUUUGCAGCUUAGUCUACUUGAUUCGGCUCCAGCGUCGUCUUCGGGAGGCUUUGGAGUAAAUACUGCAUCAGCAUUUCCGUCGCAGGAUAACACAAAGAGCAAAAGCACAGAUGGUCCCACUGCUGUGACGAGACAUGAAACAUAUUACAUUCAGAGUGGGGACAUUGUUUUUCAGGUUGAAGAUACACUAUUCCGCGUACACCGAUAUUUCUUUGAGCGUGAAUCAGGGCUGUUCCGUGACAUGCUGUCCCUCCCAACACCUAGCGAGGCGAAUUCAAGUACCGAUGCGGAUAAAGAAAAAUCGGCGCUACGCCAACUUGAAGGAACAACGGACAACAAUCCGAUCAAUCUUCCGCAAGUGACAAGCGACGAUUUCACAAGCUUCCUCUGGGUAUUUUACAAUCCAACACAUUAUCAAUACCAGGCACCAAUUCAAACAUGGGUAUCUAUCCUCCGUCUCGCUCAUCGUUGGGACUUCCCAUCCAUUUGUGCUCUCGCUUUCCAGGAACUCGAAAGUGCUCCACCCACGAUGCGUCUUAACCUCGGAGAUAAAUACGAUGCUCCAACGGACUGGCGCAUGCAUGCUAUGAUGGAGCUCGUGUUUCGUCGUAAAGCGCUCACUGCUUCGGAGGGGGAAGAGUUGGGUCCGUCUUUGGUAGUGCGGAUUGCGGAAAUGCGAGAGAAUACGCGGGGAGGGAAGGAUUCGCUCCAUGAGCGAAGGCUGGACUAUUUCUACGAUCACCGCAAUUCAUAUUCGCCAAGACGAUCGCGCACACCGUCACCGCAACCAGUUGCUUUUGAACCUUUACCACACACUGUGCCGCCUCCGGUCAUAAUCCAGCCUCCUAUCAUCAUUCCGCCUCCGCCCAUGGCACCUCCCGAUUUGGCGCCCGUGCCGGUCUAUGAUCCACCGCCUUCUACAGCUUCCAGCUUGGACAGUGAAAAUAACGGAGGAACGAUAAAAUGGCACUCAAGGGCAGAGGCGAUGUUCCGUCGUUUGUCCAGAAUCUCAUUUUUUACGUAGGGGUAACGUUACGUGAAUGUUUGCGAGGCGAAGUGAGGCUAUUGAUUUGACACCACUAUUUCUAAAAGUUACGUGGGUCCUUAAUGUCUGAUCUGUAACGUAUUUUGAAGCACUCGUGUAUUAUUUUCCAAUGCAUCUAACUGGGA